Molecule: messenger RNA, 747 nt
Organism: Cokeromyces recurvatus
Lineage: Eukaryota; Fungi; Mucoromycota; Mucoromycetes; Mucorales; Mucoraceae
Exons: 3
Coding region: 42-614 (190 amino acids)
Biological process (GO): double-strand break repair via homologous recombination
Cellular component (GO): Smc5-Smc6 complex
Molecular function (GO): ATP binding; ATP hydrolysis activity
Source: RefSeq, a predicted model, not a curated record
AUUAAUUUUAUUUUUUAAGAAAAAAAAAGAAGGAAUAGAUCAUGUCCAGAAGAAGGAUCAUCAAUGAUUCAGAAAGUGAAGAGGAAGGUUCAGUAAAACGUACAAAACUUGAUUGCAAUGAGACAUCACAAAGGAUGGACAAUAAUGAAUCUAAUGAUGAUCAAGAAUCUCCUGACACACAUUUUCUUGAAUCUGAUCACAUGAAUGAAGAAGAGGAUUUAGUACCACUUUUAGUUGAUGAAGAUGAUGGAUUUGUAGAGGGAUCGAUUGUUAAGAUUACGCUUGUCAAUUUUGUUACAUAUGAUUAUUGUGAGAUCUAUCCUGGGCCCCAAAUGAACAUGAUCAUUGGUCCAAAUGGUACUGGUAAAUCAACCAUUGUUUGUGCAAUUGCUUUAGGAUUAGGUGGUAAUCCUAAUUUACUGGGAAGAGCCAAGAAUAUUGCAGAAUUUGUAAAGACAGGUGAGGAUGAAGCAACGAUUUCCAUUGAAUUGAAACAAGUAAACGUUCGAAAUAUUAUCAUCCAACGAUCUUUUAGAAAAUCGAACAAUGCGACUACAUGGAGAGUUAAUGGUAUUUUAUUAAAUGUAUAUUGGAUACUUAAUUUAAUAGCCUAACAACAAGAUCUAUUGUGGCGUCUCUUUCUUUCGUAAAUAGGUAAACUUACUACGCAAAAAGAAGUAAUGGAUAUUAUCAGCAAAUUUAAUAUUCAAGUUGAUAAUUUAUGUCAAUUUUUACCCCAAGAUCGUG